Molecule: messenger RNA, 6833 nt
Organism: Schistocerca gregaria
Lineage: Eukaryota; Metazoa; Arthropoda; Insecta; Orthoptera; Acrididae
Product: treacle protein-like
Exons: 10
Coding region: 658-4263 (1201 amino acids)
Cellular component (GO): NSL complex
Source: RefSeq, a predicted model, not a curated record
GUUCUGACCGAGUACAUCACUACCAUUUAUUAAAGCCAUGUUUAACUGAAGACAAUAAUUUAUUGAACGAUCUCUACUGGUUCUGUCUUCCAGACCUAACUUCAUUCACUUAUAUUUUCAACAAGAAACAUUUUUAGGCUGUGGUGUGCAAUAUCUCUUAUCGAACGUCUCUGGACUGCAUUCGCACGUAAUGGACGCCUGUAUUGGGUGCAGGAAGUAAAAGAUUGACGUAAUUAAAGUCUUGAUAGUUGUGGUUCGUUGGGCAGCCGCCCCCCUCAUAUUAUAGUAUUUGUUGUGCUUUUUAAUACACAUUUUGGAUUAGGAAUUCUGAGACAUCUAAGGAGUGUCCACACGCAACACACUGUUGCGAAAUACUAUUAGGGUUAACUUCCAGAAAGCAGUGCAGUUGCAGAAUGUAGGCGUGUGAUCCAGCCUUAGCUAACUCUCAAGAACUCCUGACCCGUCUCCAAUAGAUUGCUCUACCGAAGAUGUGGCGGACUGAGAUUUGUGCGGCACGUAAGGCGAUACUGGAAGUAGCUCCGAACACAUUCCGCCUCUGCAGUCUUACUGGCAUGAUGAAUGUGUAAAUUCUGCAAGUGGAAGGAUACCGUCCAUCCCGGUGACCCCUUUUCUGGACGACAGUAAGACUGCCCCACCAUGUCUUGCCGCCAUGUCAACUCUGGCGGCUACCGGUGCUCGCGGGCAUCGCUCCCGGCACACCGUGGCUACUGCCGCCAGCACGCAUCCCUGCUCCACCUCCCGCCGCCAGUACCCGCCCCGUCGCAACCGUCCCGCCGGGGCGGCAGGGGGGGCGGAGCCAGUAGACCGGUGGCGACACCUGCGGCUGUGACUGCGCCUGUGCCGCAGAGUGCACCUGAGGUGAGGCGACGGAGCUCUUCCGUCGGGCGCACGCCGACCGUCGAACAACUUCUCGCCCGCAUAGACCGGCUCCGUGCUUCCUCUCCGAGUGCAGAGUCGGCGUGGUCGGAAGACAGCGACCACGAGACGCCGACACUCGGAUCGUCACGGCAGUAUGCUGGUAGUGGGUGCACCGGAGACUCGUCGGGGGCGGAAUCGGGCCCGGAAGGUCUGGAGCCUGUGGACCUCCUGCACCACGCCGGCGUUUACACGGCGGAGGAGGCGGCCCUUCUCGCACGCGACAAGCUGGUGCGGCAGCAGGCGCUCUACAUACAGCAGUUUUCCAGGUUACAACACCUACUGCGCGAGGGUCGACGCAGGUACUUACACGAGCUGAAACUGGAACGCCAGGCUGAAGCCGACGCGGCAAAGGAACGUCAGCUUGCGGCAGAGGCCGGGGAAGAGAACUCGGAGCGGACGGGCCCGUCGGAACGGGUUUCCACCUCGGACACGGCCCCUGGCAGGAGCAGCGGACGGGGCACACCACAGCGGAGCCAGUACGAUGCGGAGGAGAAGCUGCGCGCUACGUGGCGCUACCACCGGCACCGUGGGGUGUGCGCAGUCCUGCGCCGCAAGUCGUGGGAACGCCGGGCCGACACCCCUGCCCCUCCGGGACCACGCUGCAUCCACACGGAAGGUGGCGUCAGGUGCAGCGAGCGAUGCCUUCCGGCGAGCAAGUACUGCCUAAAGCACAUCUUAAACGACCCAAACCAGAUGCUCUACGUCCCCUGUGUCGGCCGCCGUAACUUGACCUUGGAGCAGCGUGACGAGGAAUUUUCCAAAAGCAGGAAGAAGGCACGCCGUACUUCGACUGGUAGCAGAGCCAGCGGUGCCAACACGAGCAGACAACCCGUAGUGAAGAGUUGCCGGACCAGCGCACGAGCGUGUGCGAGGGGCGUGAAUCCCGCAGUCGCGGCAGUGCUGGCGGCAAGAGGCAGGGCCGUUUCCGUCGGUAGGAUGGCUGCGUCAAAGUCGAGGGCGGCUGCCGCCGGCCAUAAGGAGACGGUGGUCAGAGCCGCGACCCCGAGCCCCAGGAAGAGGGGCGCGGCCACCCGAGCGGCUCCCGCCAGAUCCGCUCCCGUGAGACCUGCUCCCGUCAGGUCUGCUUCCACCAGGGGUGCUCCCGCCAGAGCGGCUCACGCCAGAGCUGCUCCUGUGAGAGCCGCAGUCGCCAGUACUUCCCCCGCCAGAGCUGCUCCCUCCAGAACGAGAUCUGUUCCCGCCAAGGUGGAGAAAGCCCGCUCGUCCAGGGGUUCGGCUGCAGUCGUGGCGGCCGCUACUUCAGGAAGGGCGCGCCCCUUCGAGUCGGCGGAUUCGGACACCCGACAGAGAGUACUGAAGACGGAAAAGGCGGCACAGGUUGUCGCCACUGUGAAGAAUGAAGAUGCCGCCACAGGAAGUGCACGUACUUUUAAGACAGUAGACGUGCACACCCCGAAGAAAGUACCAAAGACGGAAAAGGUGGCACAGGUCGCCGCCACCGUGAAGAAUGAGGGUGUCGCCGCGGGAAGAGUACGUACUUUCGAGUCGGUAGAUGUGGGUGUCCCGAAGAGAGUACUCGAGCCGGAAGAGGUGAAGGAGGUCGCCGCCACUGUGAAGCACGAGGAUGCUGCCGCGAGGAGACUGCGCACCUUCGAGUCGAUAGACCUGCGCACCCUGCAGAGUGUAGUCGAGUCGGAAAAGGCGGCACGGGCUGCCGCCGCUGUGAAGAAUAAGGACGCUGCCGCUUUCGCAGCCGCUUUGGGUGUGGAGAAGACGCCGUCUCUGGAGAAGCUGGUGCGGCGGAGGAAACUUGCUCGGAUGGCGGACGCGAUUGAGAAGCGCGACGCGGCCGCCCUCCUGGCCGCCAGGACGUCUGGCAGAAAAUCCGAGAGUUCUUCGGCGAAGGUGGCAGUGUCGGUGGAAACCCGAGAGGAGUCGACCCAAGAAGUGAUCGACAACUCUAAAAAAGUCGCAGCUCCGGCAGCCAUGCCGCAAUCGGAAGAAGCGGUGGCGGCUGCCCUCGAGCCGGAUCGCACUCCAGCCGAGCCCGGGAGUCGGUCGGCUGUACCCGACGAGGCCGCGGUAAGAGUCCCGUCAGCUCGGCCUCAGAGUCUGGAGAGUAUGCCGACUCCUCCCACGUCUUCCGUGGAGGCAGCGAAAGCACUGGCCGCUCUGAAGUUCAAAGACUCUGCUGCACUGCUGGAUUCCCUCAAACCUGCAGACCACGCGACUCUGAUGGCCGCCGUCAGGACCAGGGACAAGAGCGUCAUCAGGGCAGUUCUCAGGUCGGAAGGUGUCGCACCGGUAGUAGCCGACUUGAGGGCGAAGGGCCUGCUCGUCCCGUCGAACUCAUCAAAAUCUGAGGCCGCGGACCCGGCGGCGACCGAGGGCGGACUCACGCCGACGACCGCCGUCCGGACGGACUCUGCCGCGUGUGGGCGCGUCUCCGAGACCCGCAGAGCCGGAGGCGCGGCAUUGAGGUCCGCUACUGCGGAGUCCGGAGACGCGCGUGGGGGAGUUUCGGGCGACCGGGUGGCCCCGGUGGCUGCACUGAGGUCUAGGAGUGCUGGCGCCGUGGCGGCCGCUCUCAGGUCGAGGAACUCGGCAGCCCCGUCUGCCACGCUCGAGUCCGGGUCGAAAGCGGUCGGGGCCCGCGGGCUCGCACUGAAGGCGAAGGUGCCGGCCGGCGCUAGGACGAAGAGUGCCGCAGCCAAGGCGGCCGCGGCCAAGCUCAAGGCGGCCGCGCUGGCGGCGAGGAAGGCGAAGAAGAGGGAGCGCUGCCAGGAACCCGUGCUGCGCGUGUUCGAGAUGGACAUGCGCUGCCCCUGGCACACGGUGUACGUCCCCGGUGACCGACACGCUACCGAGGGUAAGGUGGGAAUUGCCGGUGUGCCAAAGGAGGAAGUAAAGGUGCCAAAAGAAGAGGCGGCUGAGGACUGCGAGGCCACGUGUUAUGGCCCCGCGAACAAGAAAAUUAAGAUGGAGUUAGACGAACUGACGCCUAACAUUGGUGGCAUUAUAGAGGAAGUGGAAAUGAAGAUGGAGACGAAUGACGAGGUGGCAGACGAUAUGGCCAGUGUGAGCGGCAGCGGCAACCACGCAGACCUGUCGACCGAGUCGACGCUGUCGGCGACGUCUCCUCGAGCUGACGAAGACAUAGACGAUGACUGCCGGGAUGUGGACGUGGACAUGGAUGCGGGGGAGGUGAUGCUGCAGCCGCCUCUGGGGGCAGACGAAGCUGACCUCGUGGCAGUGGCACAGGGUGUCGCCAUGGUCGGGGCAGAGGAGGAAGUUGCCGGUCAACAGGAUGAAGAUUCACUUACAAAUCCACCAGUCGCUGUUGACGAGGUAGAGGUUUCCUAAGAACGCUGGAUUGUGUGCAGUACAUUUUCCACACCACAGAAGAUACAGUGUUGUACUGUUGCAGAAUGAUUUAUUUAUUUUGCAUGUCAUGAAUUCUGUGUAGGUACUCAAGAAAUUGGUAACGACUAUUGGGAGGAUUUGUGAGCAGCACCAGAGCCGUGAUCUGACACUUUUGUAUGCCAAUUUGCCAUCUUGUAGUGCCGUCAAGAAGCUUGCAUAUUGGAUGUAAUGGAAGAGUCUAUUUGUGGCGGGUACACAUUUGCAUACCUUUGCAUGCGCUUCUGUCAUGACUGUAUCCUUAUUUCUCAAACGUGUCAGGUGCAACCAAAAGUGCGUCAUCUUGUAAUCAUUCCGUACCUCUCCCAUCCCCUAUCCCCUUCCUCUUAUACCUGUGAUCUCAUUGCUUACUUCUACAACUGGAAGUUAGCCCAUAGUUCUUGUUCACAUGGUCUUUUUUUUUUUUUUUUUUUUUUACCCGAAGAUAAUGCAUAAUGUAGCUUGUUGUAAUUAGGAUUAGAAGACAUAUAUACUAAUAUAGUAAGCUGAUAGUAUGUUUUCACAUAGCUGUUGUCACAAGUUACGGAGAAAUUAGUCGAGUUUUGGCAGGAAGGAGAACAAUCUUUUAUUUUCUAGUACUGCUGUUAUUGCUAAUACUGUGGAAUCGGGGAAAUUAACUGUGAUUACUGUUUCCACCUCCCCGAGAGCCCACCGAUAGAGAGUUACUCUUUCUCUGUGUUUGUAUAUUUUGUGAAAGAAGCUUUGGGCAUUGUAAUUGUAAGUGUGAAAUACUCUUUUCUCAUUAAUUGUUGCAAACGGUGCAUCAUGUUUUCCUGUAAGUGUAGGAACUUUUUUUUGUUAAAUUUUCUUAGAAUCGUUUAAUCUGUGACUGACGUUUGGAAGUCUGUGCAUUGUCUGCUCUCAUCCUACCUUGUUGACGGAAAGUGAAAAAUUAUUCAAUUUGUGUUACUGAUCAGAAGAAGAAUGCAGAACUGAUUGUUUCUUUUCAUUAUUAUUGUGUAGUAUUUAUGUAGUGAGAUGCUUGCUUUCAGAUGUUUCUGUGUGAGUGUACUUUUCCAUUUCUCUAUCUUCAUGGUAAAAUGAACAUUUUUCUCCAGUAUUUGAUUAGCUUUGAUGUUGUAUUACCCUAUCAAUAUUUAGAGAAUGAAUAUAAUUAUACCCUUGUCAUAAAUAAACAGAUCCUUGUCUCCUCUAAAUCAGACACGCCUUCCCCCAUUUUGCCAUUACACAUUACGCUACAUUGAUGUUUGUAAGAGAAAAUACAGUAUUAAGGCACUGUUGUUUCAGAAAGUAUGUGACAUAUUUUGAGCAAGUUCUUGACCUGUAGGCAGCUUCAGACGUAGCUAGCAUUAGAACUGCAUUGGACUUUUUUCAAAGGCAUACAUUAUAUACUUUUUUUUCUCCCCCCCCCCCCCCCCCCUCCCCGUGCCCAAUUGAUCACAAUACUGUUCUUUGUGGCAGUGUUAAUGUAAAUUAUAAACUAGCACAAUUUCAUUACUAUUGCAAUUUUCUGUGUAUAUUUUAUCUUGUAGUUACCAGAUGCGCAGCUGUAAAUAUUUUGACUAAAUUUAUGACACUGUGGAGAAAUUCUGUUAUCUGUGGCCUUUACUAAGGGGGGUCCAAGUACUUCAAUCUUUUGUCUGAGAUUGAUUUUCCACAACUGUAGAUGUUUACUGCCAUGUAGGUUCCUGGGAGUGGCUUUGUAUAUUUGUACUCUUCCUGCUUCUGUUCUCACCACCAGUUUUGAGUGUAAGGUGAUAAAUAUUCAAGGGGAAUGGCGUGGUGAGGGACAUUCUUGAUCUCAUUUUGGAGAGAUUUAUGCCAUAAUUGAAUGUGAAUCAGAAUUCUCACAAUUAUGUUUUUCAAUCUGUUUUCUUCUUUUAUUUAGAAGCAAUAAACACCACUCAAUAGUUGUAUGUAUUCUCCUUCCAAUAGUAGUCAGUGUUCUAUGUGAAUUGUAUUGUAUUUUUCUGAUGUAUGUAUUUAUGUUAAUAUACACAUUUCAUUACUGCUGAAUGCACAUUCUCAGUAAAGCAUCUGAUGCAAGCAGCUGAAUCGAUAGAAAUUGAAUGCUGUAGAUCAAUAUUGACUGCUUUCUGGUUGUUGCCAACUUUACUCGUCAAAUAACACUGUGAUUAGUAAGUCUGUGUCUAAAAGCUCUUGUAAGUGAUAUACUGAAUUAGCAGUCACUAGCACAUAGUUCGAAAUCCUCUUAUUUAUUGACAUAUUAAGUGCAUUAAAGUUGGUUUUAACCAGAAGACAGACAGUACCACUCGACGUAAUUACAUUGAUGUCGAUUCGGCUGCUGUCGUCAAGUGUCUCAUCAGGAGUCGUCUUAGAGCGUGCAUGUAGUACCUAUUAUUGUCAGCACUGUUUGUGGUAAUUAUAUCUUGAAUGUUGCCGGUAACUAAUAGCUGUAGAUGCCACCCUGUACACACUGAUUUAUUACAAAAAAUGUUGUGUUCUUUAUUUUUAUUAUCUAAAGUUUCCAUUAUGUAUUUACCUGUAGUAAUUAUACAAGGUGUUAAUAAAGUUUUCUUGGCUUGCAGAAC